UCCAUGCAUGCUGCUCCUCUGUCUUUCCUGCCCUCUGCUCUGCGUCUCUGUGUUUUCGGGGGAAUUUGAAGGCUGACUUUGCAACUUCCUGCCUCGGCUGCCUCAAAGCCUUGCGCUCGGCUCCCUUCGCCACCGCCCGGCAGCCUUUGAAGGCCACCUUGGAACGACAGCUCGCUAGCUUUCAAGCCACCCCGGCAGGCCGGAGACACCUUGGCCCUUGGAGAGGGAUUUCUGCCUGAGCGCUGCAGGCAGGCGAGGCAGCGCCAGCGCGCCGCUGAUCUGAAGUCCCCUUUCUCUCUGGCUGCGCGGAUGGCAGAGAGACAGCGAAGCAACGGCUCGGGCGCUCCUGCAGCCAGCUCCUCUCUGGAUGAAUCCAAGCCACCUUUGGGCUCCCCGCUUGGCGUUUGCGCCAGCGCGGGGGAGCCAAAAUACUCCCGCAGCCCCAGCGGGACCAUCCUGCAGGAAGAGCUGCAGAAUCUCUGCGGGAAUCCCCAUUACACGGCCUGCCUGACCUGGAUUACCCGAAACAAUAACAACCCCAUAUGUCAGGGCUGUAAGGCAGAAGAUUCUGGCCUUGCUGGGAGAUCUGAAGAAAAGGGUCUUAGCAAGGCUGCCGUUAACAAGGAGAUUCCGGAAUUUGCUGUACAUUGUGGGAUCCCGGGAUGCAGGUGGAUGGGUGCCAUGACCAAUUUGGAAGAUCAUCGCCGCACGUGUGAAUAUGUCCUGGUCAACUAUGGUCAGGCAGCGAUGUGCAGGAUGUCGAUGGAUCCAGACACUGGCGAUCUUCCCAGGACAUCCGAGAACGAACACCAGAAUCCUUCAGGGCUUUCCCCCAGUGAUGAAGGUUGCCGAUUUUCCAGGAUUGGAUGCUCCUUCAAGGGAAACACAGGGGACCAAAAAGCACAUGAGAAGAACGCUGCGGGAAGGCACCUGUUGCUGCUGCUCCAGUAUGUCAAGCACCUGAAGGCGAAUUCAUCCCCAAGAGUCAGUCAGCCCAACGCACCAUCAGUAGAUGCCAAGCUUUGGAUGAAUGCCCCCCCCAGCCUGAAGAUUCAAGAUCCUGGGGAAGAAAGCUCCUUCUCUGCAUUGCCUGUGGAGGAGGGGGAGGUGAGCUGGUGCACGCUGUUGAGAAAAGUGAAGAGGGUCUCCUGGCUGGAGAGCAAGCUGCAGGUCUUUGAGAACAUCACAUCAGUGCUGAGCAAGGAGAUGACUUCAUCCCGCCAGAAAAUCUUGGCCUUCCGGGGACAGAGGGGCCUUGACCAAGAUAUGAUUCGUGGCUUAGAGCUGAAGAUUGCUGAUCUCCAGCGAUGCCUGGCGCAGAAAGAUGUCACGCUUCUCAGACUGGAGAAGAGACUUCACUCCUCCAAGCAAGUUUCUUAUGAUGGUGUCUUCCUCUGGAAAAUUACUGAUGUUCAUCAGAAAUGCUACGAAGCCAUAUGUGGGAAGAUCAACAGCUUCCAAUCACCCGCCUUCUACACCUCCCGAUAUGGGUACAAACUGUGUGUGAGGAUCUAUCUGAAUGGAGAAGGCAGAGGCAAGGGAACACACAUCUCGCUCUUCAUCGUACUCCUCAAGGGGGACCAUGAUGCACUGCUCCCUUGGCCUUUCACGCACAAGAUUACCUUUGUGUUGCUCAGCCAGGACGACGGAGACCAUCUUGCGAUGGCUCUCCAUCCUGACCCCACCUCCGCCUCCUUUCAGAGGCCAGAGACGGACAUGAACGAGGCCAACGGCUUUGCCAGAUUUGUCCCUUUGGCCAAGUUGCAGUCACCGAAAUACGCUUAUUUAAAAGAAGGCACCUUGUUCCUCAAGUGCAUCGUAGAAACCGGUUCAUGAAUCCUGUCUUUCUGGAGCGAGGGCAUAUUUAAAAGCUGGGAGCAAAACUGGAAACAUCUCGGGUGAUACGGAUUUACAAGAAGGUUGAUUUGGCCCUGCAAAAGGGCUGAUCCAGCACUGCAGUGGAACUGAUUUGGGUCUGCGCUGGAGGUGGGCUGCGUGUUCCAGUUUCUGGUCUCCAACUCCUUUCCUUGCGUCCCUAGUCCUAAUCCAGAGCGAGAGGACAUUGUCUUUGUGUCAUUUUCAAAAGCUGUUUUCCUUUCCUUGUAAAAGUCAAAAUCUGGCAUGGUGAGAUGACAAAUGUGACCGUUUUUGUGAGCACAUUGAAUGCCAAAUUUUGGGUGUAGUGUGUGAGAAGUGUCAUGUUACUAUUUUUUUUUUUUGGUCAGGAGGGCAACUUUCAGCUUAUUAAUUUUUUGAAAUUAAUUGACUGGAAACAGGGUGUAAACCCAAUUAGACGUGUCGUAAUUAGCGUACAGUGUAUCCUGUGUAGUUUAUUUAACUGACUGAUUAAAGAUGCUUCCGAAGAA
Candoia aspera is the source of this 2366-nucleotide messenger RNA. It is a transcript of the gene TRAF1, whose product is annotated as TNF receptor associated factor 1. Gene Ontology annotation, biological process: tumor necrosis factor-mediated signaling pathway; protein K63-linked ubiquitination; regulation of apoptotic process. The record is from RefSeq and is a predicted model, not a curated record. Lineage: Eukaryota; Metazoa; Chordata; Lepidosauria; Squamata; Candoiidae. Gene Ontology annotation, molecular function: tumor necrosis factor receptor binding; zinc ion binding. The transcript has 9 exons. Gene Ontology annotation, cellular component: cytoplasmic side of plasma membrane. The coding region runs from base 310 to 1836 and encodes 508 amino acids.